Messenger RNA from Neofelis nebulosa (Clouded leopard), 1412 nucleotides. It is a transcript of the gene NUBP2, whose product is annotated as NUBP iron-sulfur cluster assembly factor 2, cytosolic. Gene Ontology annotation, cellular component: cytosol. Bases 320 to 955 code for a protein of 211 amino acids. Gene Ontology annotation, biological process: iron-sulfur cluster assembly. Lineage: Eukaryota; Metazoa; Chordata; Mammalia; Carnivora; Felidae. The transcript is spliced from 7 exons. The record is from RefSeq and is a predicted model, not a curated record. Gene Ontology annotation, molecular function: 4 iron, 4 sulfur cluster binding; ATP binding; ATP-dependent FeS chaperone activity.
GGGUCCUCGGGAGUGGGAGGGUCCGGCGCGCAGCUGCGGGGCGCGGCCCUGGGUUUUCAGUCCGCGGGCAGGCAGGUGACGGGCGCGGGGUCGCCGUACUGCCCCCCGUGCGUCCGAUUCGGGGGCCUGAUGGUGCCGGAAGGUCGGAGGCUAAGAGGCUGGAAACCUGGCAGGCGUCCAGCACAUCAUCCUCGUCCUCUCAGGAAAGGGGGGGGUCGGGAAAAGCACCAUCUCCACGGAGCUGGCCUUGGCCCUGCGCCACGCAGGCAAGAAGGUGGGGAUCCUCGACGUGGAUCUGUGUGGUCCCAGCAUCCCCCGCAUGCUUCGGGCACAGGGCAGGGCCGUGCACCAGUGUGACGGCGGCUGGGUGCCCGUCUAUGUGGACCAGGAGCAGAGCAUCUGCCUCAUGUCCGUGGGCUUUCUGCUGGAGAACCCCGACGAGGCCGUGGUGUGGAGGGGGCCCAAGAAGAAUGCGCUGAUAAAGCAGUUCGUGUCGGACGUGGCCUGGGGGCAGCUGGACUACCUGGUUGUGGACACGCCACCGGGGACGUCUGAUGAGCACAUGGCCACCGUGGACGCCCUGCGUCCCUACGGUCCCCUGGGGGCCCUCGUGGUCACCACACCCCAGGCGGUGUCCGUGGGGGACGUGAGGCGGGAGCUGACCUUCUGUAGGAAAACGGGGCUGCGGGUGCUCGGGGUGGUGGAGAACAUGAGCGGUUUUGUCUGCCCACACUGCGCGGAGUGCACCAGCGUCUUCUCCCGGGGAGGCGGGGAGGAGCUGGCCAGUCACGCCGGAGUCCCCUUCCUGGGCUCUGUGCCCCUGGACCCAGAGCUCACUAAGAGCCUAGAGGAGGGUCGAGACUUCAUCCGGGAAUUUCCUGAGAGCCCAGCCUUCCCUGCGCUCCUGUCUAUAGCCCAGAAAGUUCUGACCGGGGCGCCUGCUCGCGUCCCCUGAUCGAACCCCCCCCCCCACCCGGCCCAGCCCCCCCACCACGGGCCUCCUGGUUGAGUAUAUGCAGACCCAAGCAGAAGGGUGUGGGGCCAGCGUUCCCUCCCUCAGCCCUGUCCCUGGAGCCAGUUCCGGUGCUCCCGUAGCAUCUGGACAGCAGAGCGGCUGACAGUGAGUGGUUCCCCCAGGUUGGCCCGUGGCAGGGCCCAGGGGGACGUGUGGGGUCCCGGUGGCCUGAGCUCUCCCUGGCUGGCACAUUCCCACUUGGUCUCACGGUGCUCAAACGGCAGCCAUCUCCCCCUGGGCCCCAAAGCCCAUGUGCCUGGAAAAUCGUUGGGGCCUCUGCUGUCCUCGGGACUCCUGUGACAGAAGGGGGGUGGUGACAGAAGAGAGCGUGUCGUGAGGUGUUAAGCUUGUCACUUCAAAGGAACCCACAAUUAAAUGUUCUCCCCCCCACCCCUCA